Haliotis rubra (blacklip abalone) is the source of this 852-nucleotide messenger RNA. RefSeq names its product galactoside 2-alpha-L-fucosyltransferase Sec1-like. Lineage: Eukaryota; Metazoa; Mollusca; Gastropoda; Lepetellida; Haliotidae. The record is from RefSeq and is a predicted model, not a curated record. Gene Ontology annotation, cellular component: membrane. Gene Ontology annotation, molecular function: galactoside 2-alpha-L-fucosyltransferase activity. The transcript has a single exon. Bases 1 to 852 code for a protein of 283 amino acids. Gene Ontology annotation, biological process: carbohydrate metabolic process.
AUGCUUCCUGAUGAGGUCGUCCAGGACCUGUUUUCAAGAUGGCGAACAACCACGUCACGUGACUACACUCUAACGGUGGCAGUCCGUGGUCGUCUGGGAAACAAUAUGUUUGAAUAUGCCUCAUUGCUAGGAAUUGCUGUCAGUACAGGAAAAAAGGCUCUUAUUCCAAAAUCAAUAGAACUGAACAUACUCUUUAAUAUAUCUUUCAUCGGGGACAUGCGCAAUCAGUCUUCGACUCGUGUUUUAGAGAGACAAUAUGGCGCUUAUGACCGCAAGCUCCUUACACUGCCCGAUGGAAAUGUUGAAGUCUGGGGCUAUCUUCAAUCAUGGAAGUAUUUCCACUGCAUCAAAGCCUCGAUAAGAAAAGAGUUCAUCUUCAGACAAAAAUACAUCGAUCUCAGUGGUCAGUGUUUUGAAAAAUACACAAAUAAGCAUAAAAACCGAACUGUUAUCGGGAUUCACGUUCGACGCACAGAUAUGACUUCUGGAGGAAAUAGAGGCUAUGUGGCUGCCCCUUUGUCGUAUAUUAAAAAAGCCAUUGCACAUAUGAAUAUAAAGUUUCACAACCCUCUGUUCCUUAUAGCUACUGACGACAAAUAUUGGUGCAGAAAAUAUGUUGUUUCCUCGGACAUAAUACUCAUGGAAAAUUCAGAUCCCUUUGUAGACUUUGCGACCUUGACCUUGUGUGAUCACAUGAUAAUGACUGUGGGGACAUUUGGAUGGUGGGCUGCUUGGCUUGGAGACGGGUAUGCUGUAUAUUACAGAGAUUUUCCCAGGCCAGGAUCGGGGUUAGAUAGAGAUCUCAUAAAAGAAGACCACUUUCUGCCGCAUUGGGUUCCUCUUGGUGCUUGA